Callorhinchus milii (elephant shark) is the source of this 3117-nucleotide messenger RNA. RefSeq names its product golgi phosphoprotein 3a (gene golph3a). The transcript has 4 exons. Gene Ontology annotation, molecular function: phosphatidylinositol-4-phosphate binding. Lineage: Eukaryota; Metazoa; Chordata; Chondrichthyes; Chimaeriformes; Callorhinchidae. The record is from RefSeq and is a predicted model, not a curated record. The coding region runs from base 83 to 946 and encodes 287 amino acids. Gene Ontology annotation, biological process: retrograde vesicle-mediated transport, Golgi to endoplasmic reticulum; Golgi vesicle budding; Golgi organization. Gene Ontology annotation, cellular component: Golgi cisterna; cytosol; trans-Golgi network.
ACAUUAAAGGGGAGGGGGAAAAAAAAAAGGGGCUGUGGACAGCUCAGCUGCUCCCUUUUCUACUCCUCUCGACCGGAGCGCCAUGUCCAACCUCACCCAGAGGAGCUCCGGCCUCGUCCAGAGAAAAACCGAGGCGUCGAGGAACGCGGAGAAAAUCCAGGACGACGACGAAGAGCGGCGGGAAGAGCAGGAGGAGGAGGAGAAAGGCGACUGUAAGGAGACUCGCCUGACUCUGAUGGAGGAAGUCUUGCUGCUGGGCCUGAAGGACCGCGAGGGUUACACCUCAUUUUGGAAUGACUGUAUUUCAUCUGGACUGCGUGGUUGCAUGCUGAUUGAAUUGGCAAUAAGAGGACGCUUGCAACUGGAGUCUUGUGGAAUGAGACGCAAAAGUCUACUAAUUAGGAAGGUGAUUUGUAAGUCGGAUGCUCCUACUGGGGACGUUUUGCUUGAUGAAGCCUUGAAACACAUUAAGGAAACGCAGCCUCCGGAAACGGUGCAGAGCUGGAUUGAACUUCUCAGUGGUGAAACAUGGAACCCAUUGAAAUUACACUAUCAAUUACGAAACGUCCGGGAACGAUUGGCCAAGAACCUGGUGGAGAAAGGUGUACUGACUACAGAGAAACAGAACUUCCUGCUGUUCGACAUGACGACACACCCUCUCACCAACAAUGUUAUUAAACAGCGUCUCAUCAAAAAAGUCCAGGAGGCAGUGCUGGACAAGUGGGUGAAUGAUCCUCACCGGAUGGACAGACGCUUGCUUGCCCUCAUUUACCUGGCCCAUGCAUCGGAUGUACUGGAGAAUGCUUUUGCCCCACUCUUGGAUGAACAUUAUGACUUAGCCAUGAAAAGAGUACGACAGCUGCUGGACUUGGAUCCUGAAGUUGAAUCUAUGAAGCCUAAUACAAAUGAAUUACUUUGGUCUGUAGUGGCAGCCUUUACUAAGUAAAAACUGUAAUGAAUUGUAUGAAAUUUCUCUUUUCAUAUUCACUCUAUUUCCACUUGUGCAAGUACACUUUAUUCCUUGUCGGUUCUGUCUCAUAAUCUCCUUAAACUGUCCUUUUUUUUUUCCAUGAACAAUGCCCUUUCCUUUCAAAUUUGCUGAAGGCUUUGCUUUCCAUUAAGGUAGGAAAAAACGAUUCACAAAUGGCCUAUCUAUGAAACGCUGCAUUUAGUACAGCCAAAGAGAUAUGGUACAUAUUUUUUGUGGGCUGCCCAGGAUUCUACCCCCAUGUGCACGUAUGCAUUUAUUGAUGAUGUCAAAAAAUUAAAUGCAGUUUAAUCCUGAUAAAUUCAUAUCUCGUCCAUAGAUAUUUUACACUCAGCAUUUUUAUUUAAUGAGAAUGAGUGAGAAAGGCGAACUUUAUGUGAGGAACAAAUAUGCAUUUAUCUGGACUGUAAACUGCACUGUCGUGUAAAACAGUCUUCAUAUACAAUUGCUUAGGAAAGAGAGGGGAAAAAAGUUUCAAGUGCUACACAGAAAUUGUUAUCAUUGUAAAACAAAACCUGCCUUUCUACUGCACUAUUUCUGUCGCAGUUUAUAUAAUGUCAGUUUUCUUACAAAAGUGAGUUAUGCAUCCAGUGAUUCUUCUUUUAAAGUCAGCUAAUCAGUUAGGGAUUAGAGGAAUUCUGUACACACUACGUUUUAGAAGUUUAAGUAAAACUGUGCAUUAUUAUCGUAUGCUUGUGAAAGUGUGUAUGAGUGUGUGUAGCAUGAAUAGCAAAAUGCCAGAAGUGAUAUUUUCAAUCUCGUGAAAAUAUUGAUCUUUUGUGACCUUGCUGUUCACAGUGAGCAUUAGGAAAAUUAAUUGGAAAAACUAAUUUAAACGUUUUUAAAAAUUCCAAAACCUUUCGCACAUUUAAUAACCUCAAAAUAUUUGGUUAGGACUAGCAGUGGCCUCUGGUUAGUGUCUGAAAGGAACAUGGAAAAUAUUUACACAAGUUGAUUUAGUUGUUUGUUCAAUCACACCUUAUCCUUCAGGACCUGACCAUGAGUAUGUGCAUUUUUUUUCCCCUUUCCCCCGCCCACCCUUUCAUCCUCUCACCUUUUUAGUCCUGCCUUUGUGGACAAAUGAGAGUUAACCGUCUCUUAAGAAAGUCCUGGAGAGUUCUGUUAGUUUUAUGUAAGUUGUAAGUGUUUUGGUUACAAAUAAACUUUUUGUAAGGCAUCUCCAUUUUAAAUGGCAUCAACGUAUUUGACAGAGGAGGCCUUCUAGCAGUUCACAAUUUUAAAUGGAAGCAAUUUUGGGAUGGCCAACAUUCCAGUAUAUUAUGUAUAUAGUUUGACUUGUAUAUUUACCAAUCCCCAUCCUAGUUUUUUGCAAGACAUGAUGAAUUAAUUCUACACCUGACCCAUUCUAUUCGUAGCCACUGAUGUAUGGUGGAAGGGGCUUCUGUAAAGCAUGUGCAAAUUUCUUGUAUGUGAUGUUGAUGUAUGUGGGCGAGUAUCUUGUGGGUACUUUGCAUAGCCUUUUACUAUGUUAUUCAGUGUACAGUAUGAGGUGGUCCUUUGUCAUUUGUAAAGAAUAUAUUUCAUGUCUCAGAGCAUUUGAAUGAUAGCAAGUUGAAUGCAACUUUUCUUUUCUCUGUUCACCGAAAAAAGGAUGUAGAAUCACGAUUUAUGUUUUUCAGAUAUCGUUACUGAUUUCCAAUUGAUACCAUCUCUGGAAAUGACAUUUUUUUUUAAAAAAGUCAUGGCAUGUGGACUCUUUGUAGCUAUGACAGCCAUUGUAAUUAUUGAGGGAAUUGCUUGUGGGAUAGAAAUAUUUCAAUUAUGGCACAGAUUUUUUUUUAAAUUUUUAAUGUAUAACUGUGUUGAUUUAGCACAUCUUAUGAAAUUAUUGGCUUUUUUUAACCUGUGACCUCUUCUCACUGCUUGCUUCACUGCUGCUGAUUUCACCAUAUGUGUAUAUAUAACAAGGGGCUGUUUAGACGUACAGUGAUUCAAGACAUAGUGCUAUACUAAUGAUGGGGCUUACAGGUGUUUGUGAAUUACUUUUGUUAAAAUAUUCAAAACAAAAAUACUAGAUGGUGCAGAAUUGUAGACUUGAAAUUAAACGGAUCCCUGAUCUGUAUACUAGCUUUUUAUCUUCUGGUUAAUAAACUAUGAUCUUGAAAGUG